Messenger RNA from Haliotis rufescens (red abalone), 837 nucleotides. Its product is annotated as galactose-specific lectin nattectin-like. The transcript has 5 exons. Gene Ontology annotation, cellular component: external side of plasma membrane. Gene Ontology annotation, molecular function: carbohydrate binding. Lineage: Eukaryota; Metazoa; Mollusca; Gastropoda; Lepetellida; Haliotidae. Gene Ontology annotation, biological process: biological process involved in interspecies interaction between organisms. The coding region runs from base 151 to 627 and encodes 158 amino acids. The record is from RefSeq and is a predicted model, not a curated record.
UUUUGAGGAAGUAUGGAGGCCAACGCGAAUAGCAAAACGUGAUUGCUAAUCCACGUUGUCACGUGGUACGGAGGAGAAAAAACGGGAUUAUAUUGUCUUUAAAUGUUUGACAUGAACAGGCCGGAGAAGCAGGAGUAAUUUGGGGGAAGCAUGGAGGCCAAAAUGAACAUCGUGUUUUUUCUAAUGUUCUUUGUGCAGGCAUAUUGUUUCAACGUGAGAUGUCCGAGCGGGUUCAUCGCCAAUGGUGCCAAAUGUUACAAGUUCGUCAACUGGCAGGCUUCGUGGCCAGAAGCAAAGGUGAUGUGUGAUGUCAUGGAUGCGCACCUGCUGGAAAUAGACUCGCCAUGGGAGGAACAGUUCAUCCUAGAGAGACUCGACUUUGUUGAAAAUGAGAUUUCUGACGGCUCUUUGUGGAUCGGCGCCACGGACAUCAUCAAUGAGAACGAAUGGGUUUGGAUGACGAGUGGUAAGCGUGUUGGCUACCGGAACUGGAAUAGGGAAGAGCCGGAAGCCAUGAUGAAAGUUCAUGGUCAUUGCCUCGCUGUCACUCCCAAGCCAAAGUUCAUCUGGGAAGAGAUACCAUGCAAGCAGGAGCUGUUCUUUAUUUGUGAAAUGAAUAUGGACUAAGAUACGAGUAUGGACAUGCACAGCUUCUUGGCACAGGUUCCUGGCACAGGUUCCUGGCUCCACCAUAUCAGUCAAUAUACGGGUCUUACAACAUAUGUUGCCACAUUUUAAUGGAGGGACUUUUAAUGGAUCUAACUGAGUUCCCUACAUAAAACAAAGUAAUUUAUACCUGUGAAUAUACAACGUUUAAAGGAUAAUAAAAUUGUGAUU